This is a messenger RNA of Podospora anserina S mat+, 633 nucleotides long. RefSeq lists its product as uncharacterized. The transcript is spliced from 2 exons. NCBI's taxonomy places the organism in Eukaryota, Fungi, Ascomycota, Sordariomycetes, Sordariales, Podosporaceae. The coding region runs from base 1 to 633 and encodes 210 amino acids. The record is from RefSeq and is a predicted model, not a curated record.
AUGCGUUUCUCCGCCCUCUUCCUUGCCGGCGCCGCCUCGGCCGCCGUCAUUGAGCGCCAGACCUUGAUCACUCCUCAGGUCCCCGACGCCAGCGACAUCAAGAUCCUCGGCGUCACUGCCAUCGGUACUGGCUGCCCUGCUGGCCACGCCUUUGUCAACGUUGACGCCACUGGCACCAUCUUCGAUGUUGCCUUUGACAGAUACAUUGUCUCUGCCGGCCCUGGCACCAGCCCCGCCACUGACAGCCGCAAGAACUGCCGCAUCAGCAUCAACCUGCAGUUCCCCUCAGGAUACCAGUUCUCCGUCAUCGAGACCCGCUUCACCGGUUAUGCUUCCCUCGCCCAGGGCCAGACCGGUACCGUCCGCGCCGGCUACACCUUCUCCGGCGACCCGCGCCAGGAGGUUGUCUUCCAGAAGAACCUCGUCGCCCCUUACGAGGACAACUACAACAUGCUCGCCGGCGUCGGUGUCGAGGCCUUCUCCGCCUGCGGCAAGACCACCGCCAUCCUCAACGUCAACUCCGAGAUCCGCAUUACUCCUCUUGCGACCCCCUACUUCGGAACCAUGACUGUUAGUGCUCCCCAAAAGCUCGCGCUCAAGUGGCGCCGUUGCGUUCCCACGUCAAGCGCCUGA